AAAAUGAAGUUUUUAAUACUUAUGUGUUUUGUGCUUUCAUUGAGUAAUGCUAUCGUUGACAAGGAAUGGGAAGCAUAUAAGAAACAAUUUAAUAAAAAUUACAAAACUGGUGCCGAAGAGGACUCGCAUUACAAUGAGUACAGAAAUACCAAGAAUGAAAUACUCAGACAUAACCAGAGAUUCAUGGAUGGGAAGGAGUCCUACUAUAAGGGAAUCAAUCAGUUCACGGAUAUGACUUUGUCAGAAGUGAGGGCAACAUCCAUGGGUUACGGAGGCCUUAAAAAGUCACAGUACGAGUCAUUACGCAAACACGUGCCCCGACUGAGCCAACCCCUGCCCACUGCCGUCGACUGGCGUAAGAAAGGCAUCGUUACGCCCGUCAAAGACCAGGGCGGGUGCGGCUCGUGUUGGGCCUUCUCGGUUGUCGGCGCUCUGGAGGGUCAACACGCGAAGGGAACCGGAAAACUGGUCUCUCUGUCCGAACAAAAUCUGGUUGACUGUACCCGAGAUGAGGGUAAUUUCGGGUGCGAUGGGGGCUGGCCUUACGACGCCUACGAGUAUAUCGUUAGAGUGGCGCAGGGUCUGGACACUGAAAAGGGCUAUCCGUACAAAGGGGUCGACCAAAAGUGUAAUUUCUCGGUCUCGUCGAUCGGCGCCAGAGCGACGGCCUUCGCGAUACUGACGCCCGGAAACGAGUCAGUCCUUCAGGAGUCCGUCGCAAACAUCGGUCCCAUCUCUGUGUGCAUCGAAGCGUCGGGUAAUUUCAUGUCCUAUUCUGGCGGUGUGUUUGACGACAAGACCUGUUCCCCAAACUUUGAUUAUAUAAAUCAUUGCGUUUUGGCCGUCGGCUACGGCACGGACACCAAAACCGGUAAAGACUAUUGGAUUGUGAAGAACUCGUGGGGAACGGUAUUUGGUGAGGAGGGCUAUAUCCGGAUGAGCCGUAAUAAUAAGAACCAGUGCGCCAUUUCCACACUGGCCUCCUAUCCACACGUCUACCCCACCGUAUAUUAAACUAUUAUUUUAUAUUAAUUUUUUGUAACAAAUUUCAAUAAAUAAAAGUUUUGUUAAAAUAGAA
Oppiella nova is the source of this 1078-nucleotide messenger RNA. The record is from the annotation of a GenBank genome assembly. NCBI's taxonomy places the organism in Eukaryota, Metazoa, Arthropoda, Arachnida, Sarcoptiformes, Oppiidae.